This is a messenger RNA of Rana temporaria (common frog), 1750 nucleotides long. Its product is annotated as cytochrome P450 2D6. The transcript has 9 exons. Gene Ontology annotation, molecular function: heme binding; iron ion binding; oxidoreductase activity, acting on paired donors, with incorporation or reduction of molecular oxygen, reduced flavin or flavoprotein as one donor, and incorporation of one atom of oxygen. Bases 119 to 1627 code for a protein of 502 amino acids. Gene Ontology annotation, biological process: xenobiotic metabolic process; arachidonate metabolic process. Gene Ontology annotation, cellular component: intracellular membrane-bounded organelle; cytoplasm. Lineage: Eukaryota; Metazoa; Chordata; Amphibia; Anura; Ranidae. The record is from RefSeq and is a predicted model, not a curated record.
AGCAGUGCCAUUGUACUUUGUACAGAAGAAUCAUUAGGCAAAGUGCACAUUACAACGGAUUCAAGAUCCUGAAGCAAAUAAUUGAAGCUAGAAGAUCAUCUCUGAAUUCAUACCAAUUAUGUCAAAGUUAGAGCUUAUCCCCUUUUUGUAUUCUAAUGUAUUUUUACUAGUAUUCACUGUCCUUAUUUGUCUUUUCCUGUUGGAUUUUGUGAAGAGAAAAAAGGAUCCAAGGUUUCCUCCUGGUCCCAGGGCAGUGCCGUUUCUAGGUAACAUUUUACAGAUUGACUUCAGACAUCCAAUGGCAUUUUUCAACCAGGUGAGGCAAAAGUUUGGAGACAUUUUUAGCGUGCAGUUCUUCUGGCACAAGAUAGUGGUGCUUAAUGGAUUUGAAGCAAUGAAGGAAGCUUUAAUCAACAGAUCUGAGGAUAUAGCAGAUCGCCCUCGGUUUCCUCUCUUUGAGAAGUUAGGAUUCACAGACAACACAAAAGGAUUGGUAAUUAUUGGAUAUGGGAAAUCCUGGAGAGAGCAAAGAAGGUUUACAUUGUCUACAUUAAGAAACUUUGGAAUGGGAAAAAAGUCUCUGGAGGAGAGAGUGGCAGAAGAAGCUCGGUGUUUAUGCACUGCAUUUAAAUCCUAUAAUGAUCAGCUAUUUGAUCCUCAUUAUCUCAUUGACAAUGCAGUUAGCAAUGUCAUCUGUUCCAUAACUUUUGGAGAUCGAUUUGAAUAUGAUGAUGCAACAUUUCAAAAACUUCUACAUCUUCUGGAUGCAGCCUUAGAGUCUGAUUCUGGAUUUCUGGCUCAGGUUAUAAAUGAAAUUCCUUGGCUGUUGAACAUUCCAUGGCUUGCUGACUAUGUUGUUAAACCAGAUCAUGAUGCAAUGGAAUUCUUAAAGGAAAUCAUUUCAGAACACAAGAAAAGCUAUAACCCCAAUUAUAUUCGCGAUUUUAUUGAUGCUUAUUUACUAGAGAUGGAAAAGGAAAAGGAGAGUGAUUCUAGUUUUACUGAAAAGAAUCUCUUGUAUUCAACAUAUGAUUUAUUUGCUGCCGGGACAGGGACUUCAAGUACCACCUUGAGAUGGGCACUAUUAUACAUGCUACUGUACCCCAACAUCCAAGAAAAAGUCCAUGAAGAAAUUGAUCAAGUAAUUGGAAGGGAUAGAAAACCAACAAUGGCGGAUAUCCUGGAAAUGCCAUAUACCAAUGCUGUGAUCCAUGAAAUACAGCGCUUUAGUGAUAUUGUUCCUUUAGCCUUUCCACACAUGACCUACAGAGACAUGGAAAUUCAUGGAUAUUUCAUUCCAAAGGGAACUACUAUCUUCACCAACUUAUCCUCUGUGCUGAAAGAUAAGCAGGUCUGGGAAAAGCCAUACCAGUUUUCUCCAAAGCAUUUCCUUGAUGAAAAUGGCAAGUUUGUAAAGCGAGAGGCCUUCAUUCCAUUUUCAGCAGGUCGACGGGCUUGUCUGGGAGAACAGCUAGCCAGAAUGGAACUUUUCCUUUUCUUUACAACUCUCCUACAGCAAUUUACUUUUGAGAUACCAAAUAAUCUGCCUCGUCCAAGCGAUGAUCCUAUCUAUGCAUUUAUACAGUUUCCACACCCUUACACGAUCUGUGCUAUAUCAAGAGUAUAAAACUCUGUAAUAUACAGUAAAACAAGUUACAAUAAUUGUACCUUAGCUCUUAAAGGGUCACUAGAGGAAAAAAAAUGUUGCCUAAAAUUAAUGUAUGCAAGGUAGACAGACAGAAUAAUGUAA